CACGCGCGCGCACACACACACACACACACACACACACACACACACACACGCGGAGAUUGAGGGAGGGUCUCCGCGCGCUCGACUCUCAGUUUCAUUGACUUCAUCCCAAACUCGGAUGAACUUUAGUUUUGACUGAUUCCUCUUCUCACUUUCUGUCAUCUUCACCUUUUCGGUGCGUCAAGAGUAGCCUCGUGGGCUGCCUCAGACGGACGGACAGCCUCGGCUCACGCACGAGACAAGAGCAACAGGAGGUUUCACGAGCGACUCACAUCGGACCAAGAAGGACUUUUUUUUUAAAGAGAGACUUUUGGGAGCAAACUUUUGGCUGUUUUAUCUUCUUUGGUCGGCACGGUUCUUGUUUAACAUCUGUCCGGUGUCGACUGGACUUUCCAAACUGACCCGGGAUAUCUGCUGUCUGACCCGGGAUAUCAUCUGUCAGGGCGUUACACUUGUCCUCCGUAAUGCGUCCCUCAGUGGACAGCAUGUGUGCCCGCUGCAGCCUGGUCCUGGUCCUGGUUCAGGCUUUGGUUCUCGUCACUCCUGCAGGAGGAUACAAUCUGGAUGAGGAACACAGUCUGGAGUUCAGUGGUCCCACAUCCUCCAUGUUCGGAUACUCAGUCCUGCUGCAUCGCCUUGGAGGUCAAAAAUGGUUGGUGGUUGGAGCCCCAGAAGCAAACUCUACCUCCAGACCAUCCGUGCAAUCCCCCGGAGCGCUCUACCGUUGUGACAUUACUGCGGAGCACCGCCGCUGUCAUCACAUGCGCGCUGACGUUUUGGACUGUGGGAAGACGUGUGAAGCAGAAAGUGAUCAUCAGUGGCUGGGAGUCAGUCUGUCCAGACAACCUGGAGACAACGGAGGACACGUCCUGGCUUGUGCUCAUCGCUGGAAAAACGUCUUCCACUCAAAGAAAGACGGUCAGAACAACAAGCUGCCUAAUGGAGUCUGUUAUCGCUUUGGUGAAGACCUGAGACACGCCCACCACAUGAUCCCAUGCUACAGAGACCACCAGAGGAAGUUUGGUGAGGAUUAUGGGUCAUGUCAGGCCGGCAUUUCCAACUUCCUGACAGAGGAUCUGAUAAUCAUGGGGGCACCGGGGACGUCUUAUUGGACGGGUUCAGUUCUGCUCUUUAACACGUCCAGCGGAGGGUUGUCAGUGUACCUGGAUGACGACACUGGAGCUGUCAGCUUCGGAAGCUACCUGGGUUACUCUGUUGGAGCUGGUCAGUUCCUCGGUCCUGGUACUGUGGAGGUGUUGGGAGGAGCUCCACAAUACAACCAAAAGGGCAAGGUCUUCAUCUUCACCAUAAACGGCAACAUGCUGCGUGUCAUCUCUGAAGUGUCCGGAAAAGAGCUGGGAUCUUACUUCGGCUCCAGUGUGUGCGCGGUGGAUCUGAAUGCUGAUGGUUUGUCGGACCUGUUGGUCGGUGCUCCCAUGGCCACAGGCGUCACCAGGGAGGAGGGAAGAGUCCAUGUGUACAUCAAUCAGGGGGAGGCCAAGCUGGUGGAGGCGGAGUUUCAGCUGACUGGUAAAGACGCCUACGCUGCCCGGUUUGGAGAGACCAUCGCUGACCUGGGAGACCUGGACGAUGACGGUUACCCCGAUGUGGCGAUUGGUGCCCCGCAGGAAGACGACCUUAAAGGAGCGGUCUACAUUUACAACGGCAGGAAGGAUGGCAUCUCUCCCACUCCGUCUCAGAGGAUUACUGGAUCCACCCUUGGCCGUGACCUCAGGAUGUUCGGACAGUCGCUCAGCUCAGGCAUUGACAUUGAUGAUAAUGGCUAUCAGGAUGUUGCUGUUGGUGCGUUCCUCUCAGACUCAGCUGUAGUUCUCAGGACCCGCCCCGUGAUUCAGGUGAAGGCGUCUCUGGUUCUGCCUGAACAGAUUGACAAGCAGGUGGCGCUGUGCCAAGAACACAAGACUCCGACUGUCUGCCUCAAUGUCACCGUCUGCUUCAGCGUCAGUUCCAGACAUUUCAAAGGAGCGAUCGAUCUUCAAUAUAACUUGAUCUCUGACCUCCUCCAUAAGCCGUCUUUCCCCCAUCGAUUUUAUUUCCAUAGUAACGGGUCUUCAAACAGCACAAGAGGGCGUGUGAGGGCCCGAUUAGGCCAAGUCAACUGUGCAACACACGUGGCUUACCUCAGGAAAGACGUGAAGGACAUUUUUACUCCAGUCCAGUUUGAGGUUUCCUACAGUCACAGAGAAACAAGCCCCCACCGAUCCUCCUCCAGAACCUUCCCUCCAUUAAAACCCAUUCUGCAGCAGAGCACAGGACACCAGAACACUAUCACCAACCAGACUUGGUUUUCUCGCUCCUGUUCUCUAGUGAACUGUUCCACCAACAUGCAGCUUUCUGCUCAGCUAGUGCUGCCAGAUCAGCAGCCGUACUUCGCUCUCGGCUCUGGAGAGACCAUCUCGUUGAAAACCUCGUUGCUGAACUCUGGAGACGACGCCUUCCUGCCACGAGUGACGCUGCGGUUCCCCGACAAUAUUCACUACGUCAAAGUCCUGCACAAUGAGGACAACAGCAUCAGCUGUGACGUCACACAGGAAGACAACAGCACAACAGUCAGUGUAACCUGUGGUGCUACAAGCCUCCUCCUUCCAGCCAACGCCCAGUUGAAUAUCAGCUUCCUGUUGCAUGUUAGCCAGAACAGCACACCUGGUGACAUCAUCAUCCACGUCAACACCAGCAGCGAUAACUACGAGCGGGACGAGUAUCUCCGUGACAACGCCAUCAGUCUCCUCCUGCCUCUCAAAAAUGAGAUCAACAUGAACAUCCAUGGUUUUGUGACUCCCACCACGUUCGUGUUUGGAGAUGAAGACUUGACUCCAGUUGACUGCUACCCUGAGAGAUUCAACUACACAUACAAGGUGUUGAACUCUGGUCCCAGCAGGUCUGUAGAUACUGUGGUUGAAAUCACUCUGCCGAAGAUCCUCACACCGUACCGACACAGACUGCUGCAGGUGGUCGACUGGCAGUCGUCUCUGGGUGUGUGCUCACUCAGCGAUACGACCGUCUCGGUCAUUGAAGACUGCGAGGUCCCCGAGGCUUCCUUCAUCAAGCAGCUCGUCUUCUUUUUUUCAUCGACGACAACCCGCAGAAUGUUUUGUGGCCGUGGUGAUGAGCUGUGUGAGCGGUUGGUGUGUCGUCUUGGUAACCUGGAAUCAGGAAGAGAAGCUAGCAUCCAGCUGGAGAUCAAAGUGAACCCCGAUGUACUUCUACAAGCUCCGGGUCGUCAUGGCAUCAUGAGGAUGGAAAGCACAGCGACGAUGUCAAAUCCCAGAGAAGGUCCUCACACAGUCUUUAUCCAUGAACAACGAGCAGCAGAGGUGGUGGUGGAAGCUCUUUUCGCACAGAAGCCCUCGACAUUAGUGAAGAUCUUCAUCAUCGUGGUCAGUCUAGUUUUGGGUCUGUUGAUCCUGUCUGCUCUUAUCUGGUGUCUGUGGAAGGCUGGAUUCUUUAAGAGGGACUUCCAGAAGAAUAAAGAGGAGGAGAAGUUCAAAAGAGACAGCUGGGACUAUGUUCCUAAAAAUGACAAACGAGAGAGCACUUCCUAAUCCUGAGCGUCACCUCCGGCUAUCACCGCUGAUAUCUGAACACAGAGUGGAGCUUCACGUGGUGACUGUGCAACAGUCACUAAUAAACUGAUGGAUGGGAUGCCGUGUGUGAAAAUAUGGCUACCCCGUUUCUUUGAAAACAGAAGGAAGUACGACUGUUGGACCUCAUCAGCCAAUGAAAUCUGUCCAGACUGUGUCAGGUGGUUUACAGCCACACUGAGACAACACAGACACGUCUCGAGUGUGACGGCUCAUUAACUGUCUCCCAAACACGUCUGAAUCCGACUGUGCCUUAAAUGAAAUAUUUCUGCUUUGAUGUGCCGUCACAAAGUUAAAAGACUUGAAGAAGACUGCAGCAAUUGAUGAAUGAAGGAUUAAAAAAAGGCAAAUGGACGAAUAAGGAGGUCUCGGGGCUUCCCUGGGAUGUGGCCUGAGGCCUCCAUUUUUGGAUUUUUUAAAAGGAAACCAACCAAAGGAAGAGACUUCUUGAUGACCUUUGAUCUGAGGGGGCGGCAACCUGGCCUCUGAUUGGCUCAAACUCUCUGGAAAACCUCCUUUUUGUCUGGGUGCUUAGUCUUAUGAUGUUUUUGUUUACCUGCUGACCAACAUGUUAUGCACUGGCCACACACACACACACACACACACACACACACACACACACACACACACACACACACACACACA
This is a messenger RNA of Labrus mixtus (cuckoo wrasse), 4244 nucleotides long. It is a transcript of the gene itga4, whose product is annotated as integrin alpha 4. Gene Ontology annotation, biological process: cell-cell adhesion; cell-matrix adhesion; integrin-mediated signaling pathway. Gene Ontology annotation, molecular function: integrin binding. The record is from RefSeq and is a predicted model, not a curated record. Gene Ontology annotation, cellular component: external side of plasma membrane; integrin complex. The transcript has 29 exons. Lineage: Eukaryota; Metazoa; Chordata; Actinopteri; Labriformes; Labridae. Bases 462 to 3560 code for a protein of 1032 amino acids.